AUGAAGGCGUUACGUAUUCACGGCAAAGAGGACCUUCGAUUGGAGGACAUUGAUACUCCACAAUGUAGUGACGGCCAGAUUAUGAUCAAGCCAGCUUGGUGCGGCAUUUGUGGCACUGAUCUUCACGAGUAUAUGGGCGGUCCUUCGUUAUGCCCGACUACGCCACAUCCUAUCACGAACGAGACUGUUCCAUUGACUAUUGGUCAUGAAUUCAGUGGUGUUAUUGAAGAGCUUGGAGAGGGCGUCUCGGACAAAUACACGGUUGGACAAAGAGUUGUUGUACAGCCAAUCAUCUAUUGUGGAGAGUGCGGCUCUUGCAAGGAUGGCAUUCCGAAUUGCUGUGAUAAGAAUGGAUUUGUGGGACUUUCCGGCUGGGGAGGAGGUUUGGCCGAGCAUAUCGUGGUUCCAGAGUACUGUGUAGUACCUGUGCCUGAUAACGUGUCCCUAGAAAUAGCCGCUUUAGUUGAACCCCUCGCUGUGGCAUGGCAUGCUGUAAACAUGAGCCCAUUGAAGGACUUCAAGAAAGGUCAAUUUGCAUUGAUUCUUGGAGGAGGGCCCAUAGGACUUUCUGUAAUCCAAGCUCUUAAGGCCCAUGGUGAUGGUACCAUCAUUGUUUCGGAAGUUUCGACCAAACGCAAGGCUUUUGCCCGAGAAUUUGGCGCUGACUUUAUCUUGGACCCAACGAAGGACGAUAUUCCGGAGCGAUGCAAGGAAAUUUGCGGAGGUGUUCGAGGUGUGGAUUGCGUACUAGAUGCGGCAGGCGUGCAGAAUGGUCUGGAUGCUGCAGUGCUCGCUAUGAGAGCUCGUGGUACUUUGGUCAACAUCGCAAUCUGGGAGAAAGACGCAAGAAUCAUUCCUAAUCAAUUCGUUUUCCGUGAGAAAAUAUACAAGGGUGUCGCUACAUAUGUCCUCGGAGACUUCGACGAAGUUCUUGAAGCGAUCAGUUCUGGCAGAAUGAAACCAGAGAAGAUGAUCACCAAAAAGGUCGAGCUCAAAGACGUGAUCGAGGAAGGUUUCUUGACCUUGCUCAAAGACAAAGACAAUCAUGUCAAAGUUUUGAUCAAGUCAAAUAAUGUCGAAUAA
Aureobasidium subglaciale EXF-2481 is the source of this 1083-nucleotide messenger RNA. RefSeq lists its product as uncharacterized. Gene Ontology annotation, cellular component: cytoplasm. The transcript has 6 exons. Gene Ontology annotation, molecular function: (R,R)-butanediol dehydrogenase activity; zinc ion binding. Bases 1 to 1083 code for a protein of 360 amino acids. NCBI's taxonomy places the organism in Eukaryota, Fungi, Ascomycota, Dothideomycetes, Dothideales, Saccotheciaceae. Gene Ontology annotation, biological process: butanediol biosynthetic process. The record is from RefSeq and is a predicted model, not a curated record.